Gordionus sp. m RMFG-2023 is the source of this 2891-nucleotide messenger RNA. RefSeq names its product rab5 GDP/GTP exchange factor-like. The transcript is spliced from 8 exons. Lineage: Eukaryota; Metazoa; Nematomorpha; Gordioida; Chordodea; Parachordodidae. The record is from RefSeq and is a predicted model, not a curated record. Gene Ontology annotation, cellular component: cytosol; endocytic vesicle. Gene Ontology annotation, molecular function: zinc ion binding; guanyl-nucleotide exchange factor activity; small GTPase binding. Gene Ontology annotation, biological process: vesicle-mediated transport. Bases 1 to 2109 code for a protein of 702 amino acids.
AUGGAUCGAUGGGCUCCAAAAUUUCCGUCCAGUUCUAAUUCAACCGCUCUGCGUAACGGAAAAGGCACUCGACAAGUUGGAAAUAAUUAUGGAACAGCCGUAUCUUUUAAUUGGAAUCGCACCGCGAAAUUACGUAUCAACCCCGGUUUGCCGUCAAUAACGGCUUUGAACUGUUUAGCUAACAAAGGCAGCGAGUCUUCCGUUAGUUACAUCUUCGGCCCGCGGGGGCACCGAUUUUAUUCGAGCGGUCUAUCGGGGCAUCGUUGGGUUGGGUUGGUACUUGAUAUUAUUGGUUUUCUAUUCGUUUUGAGAACUUGUUGUAUGCUUACCUGUCUCGGUAACUCAAACCCAAAUGCUAAAAUCAAUGGCAAUCCAAACAGAGAUCCAAAGGCCUAUCUCAAUAAGCUGAUAAUGGGUUUGUGGAAAAUGUUAGUGUCACAUUUUAUGAAUAAUUCACAAAAUUUAUCGUCUUAUCUGUUAAAAUUUGAUGAAAAAAGUUUAUUAUGCAAAAAUGAUUGCGGUUUCUAUGGAAAUCAAGCUUGGUUUGGAUAUUGCUCCAAAUGUUUUAGAGAUUAUAAAAAAGAUAAAUUAAACAAAAAGCCAAGCAGUUCAAUUAUUAUAAAUAAUGUGAAAAAUAACUUAUCACCAUUAGAUAUUAAAAGCAAAAAUAAAGAUUCUGACAAACCCCAAGAGAUAUUAAAUUCAAAUAAUUUAUCCAACCCAAAUUUAAAUAAAUUUUAUUCAUUUUUCCCUAUAUCCCCAUCAUCAAAUGAAACUAAAGUUCUAGAAAAUGCCUUAUUUUUUAAGAUUAAUGUUCCAGGGAUGCCACAAAAUGAGGCAGCAGAUGAAAGUCUCAUAGAUUUGUACAAUUUUUUACAACCAUUGGGGAAGAGUGUUUUGGUAGAUCUAAAAAAACAACUUCAAACUUUUUUGACAAUUUUUUGGGGAAAAUUAUCUGAUUAUAGUGUUCCAGAUAUUGAUACAUUUGAUGAUCAAUUAUCAAAUUUAGUAUUGGAUUUUUAUAACAAUGUAUAUGAAAGAAUGAAUUCUUCGAACAUUUACAAACAUCUCACUUCAGCCCAAAUCGAAGCUAUUAUGGAUUUUUUGGAAAAAUUUGUUUUUUUGUCUGUUUACCAGGACGUCUUUCACGCUAUUUCCACCAAAGAGGAAAUCAAGGAUUUAGAAAUUCAAGAUAAGAUUAGACGCCUUUCCACUUGGUUCUGUUCUCAGUUACUGGACGAUAUAGGGAUAGAUGAAAAAGAUCCGUCUAUUCAAGAUUACAUGGACCAAGCUAUUACAGACAUUAUAGAAACAAAUGCCCGCAAGACCCCUCAACAGAAAUUGCAUUGCGUAUAUCGGUGCAGCAAGCAAAUUUUCGCUAUGUUAUCCGAAAGCAAAAAGAAGAUCUUUAAAGCGGAAAAUAACCUUCACACAGAUUCUAGUGAAAAGGAUCUCAGUGUGUACUCCGAUCAAUCCUCACUUAAUCAGGUUAACCAAGAUUUUUCGGAUCUCUCCCUUCUCGGUGCAUGUAAAGACGUAAACGAGGACAAAUUCACCAUUGUCGAAGAUACCAACCCAAAUACUAAUAUAAUUCUUAAAAACAAAAUUAUUGUCGAAUCAAAAAAUUCCGAAAAAUCGAACCCACAAGGAACAUCGUUCAGAAAAAUAACCAAUAAUAUUACAAGCGCCGAUGAAUUUUUGCCAGCCCUCAUUUACGUCAUACUAAAAGCUAAUCCGCCUAUGCUUCAAUCCAACAUGAUUUACGUUUCCAAAUUUUGCUAUCCCAACAGAUUGCUCCGUGGGGAAGCUGGAUACUAUUUCACAAAUUUGUGCUGCGCUAUUUCUUUCAUUGAAAAUUUAAACAGUCAAACGCUCAAAAUCAGUGACCGUGAAUUUCAGGCCAGAAUGAAUGGUGACAAGAGCCUUUCCAGCCUAUCAAACCUACCUGUUAACAUUGAGGACUUUCCCCAAAGUGUCACUCUUAACUCACUCAUUCAUAAGCAAACCCAGGUUAUCCAAGAAUCGGAACAAAUGACUAGGGACAUAUUGUUGUUUAAAGAUAAGAUGAUGGAUAAGUUUAGAGAUUCUUAUGAAGGAGCUUCCUUCUAACACAUUCAUAAUUGAAUUAUUUAUAGGAUUGUUAUUUCGAAUCCUAUGAGACAAAAUUAAAGCACCCAUGCAACUGCGAAAUAACUAAUUGCUAUGCCAAUGAAUGAAUUAAUGGAUAAAAUAAUAAUGAUCUUAACUGCUCAACUUUGAGUCAUAUAAAUCGAGCAUUGAAGUUAUUAUUAUAGUCAGUCGUUAUUGGUGCUUGGCUUAAUUUUUAAAGCGCAUCAUAUUUGUUCCUUUAAAUUUUUGAAUGCUUUUUAUAUCACACAUAUUUCGCUCCAAAAUUAUAUAACUACAUUAAAUGAUAAUAGUGGUUUUUAAAAUGUUUUGUUUUCAAGUUUGAUUCGCCUUUGCAAAUGAUUAUGUCAGAAAUAUGGGUUUUAUCUCAUGGAUCAUCAAAAUUUCAGUUAUUACUAUAAAUAAUAGUAACCUUUUUAAUUAAUUGCCACAGUAAAUUUGCAAGAACCACUCCUGGUUUUUCUAAUAUUUUUGAUAAGAAGAACGUUCACUCAUUUUCUUUAGAAACUAUUGUUUUAUUUUCAAGCUCUCAAAUACAAAAUUAAAGAAAAAUUAAAUCACUUUUGUGUCUUCUACAACUAUUUUUCAAAUUUGAAUGUUCCUAAACCUCUUGAAUAAAGUAUGAAUAUUUAUAAUUUAUUGUAUUUAACCAUUAUAGGCGAAAAUAAUAUUCUAUGUAACCUAUAAAAUAAAAUGGAAUUUAUGACCGUCCAAAAAAAUACAUAAUAUUAUAUACCCCCCUCAUAAAUCAAAAUUUAUAUAAU